CCCCAUUCCAGGGACCCAUCCCCAUCACCAGGUCCAUCAGCUCCAUCACAAUGCUCAACGAAAAAGAGAAAACCCCGUACACCGAAGAGACCCCCGUCGCCAUGGGCACGGUUGAGGUUCAACAUGAUCUGCAGGGUGGUCUGAAGCGCCAGCUGAAGCCCCGUCAUAUCCAGAUGAUCGCCCUGGGUGGCGUCAUUGGAACCGGUCUUUUCUUGGGAACUGCCAGCGAUCUCAAGAAUGGAGGCCCUGCAGGUCUACUCAUCGCAUACUGCCUCAUGGCAUCGCUGCUGUACUCUGUCAUGGUCGCGCUCGGAGAGAUGGUCUCGCAGUUCCCCAUCCCCGGUGGCCAGUUCGCUCUGGCCGGUCGUUUCGUCUCCCCCGAGCUAGGGUUCGCCAUGGGGGUGCUCUACGUGUACAACUAUAUCAUCGUGUUACCGGCUGAGAUAUCAGCAGCGGCGGUGCUCAUCACAUACUGGACGCCCGCGGGCCAGGCCGACUCCACCUGCACGACUGGCAUCUGCAACAAUGCCCUGUGGGUCGGUCUGAUGCUUAUCAUUGUGUGGUUGAUCAACGUGGCCGGAACCAAAGUCUUUGGAGAGAUGGAGUUCUGGUUCUGCUCGAUCAAGGUCCUGACCAUCGUCGGCCUGAUCAUCACGGGUGUCAUCAUCACUGCCGGAGGAGGCCCCAACCACGAGGCGAUCGGCUUCCGGUACUGGAACGAAACGGGGGGUUUUGUGCAGUAUUCUGGGAUUGGUGGUGCGAAAGGACGUUUUCUCGGCUUCUUUGCAGUGCUCAUUGACGCCGCUUUUGCCUUCAUCGGAACGGAAAUCACUGCGAUUGCUGCUGCCGAGACUGCCUCUCCUGCAAAGAACGUUCCUCGCGCGAUCAAGAGCGUCUGGAUCAGACUGGCGCUGUUCUAUAUCUGCAGUGCCUUCCUGAUCGGUAUUCUGGUCUCUCCCUCGGACCCCUCUCUUGAUCUCUCCUCCACCGCAGCCAAGAGUCCCUUCGUCAUUGCCAUCAAGAAUGCCGGCAUCUCCGUUCUCCCGUCGAUCAUCAACGCGGCCCUGCUCACGAGUGCCUGGUCUGCCGGCUGCGCCGAUCUGUUUGUCUCCUCGCGCGCGCUGUACGGACUGGCCGCCCGUGGCCAGGCGCCGAAGAUCUUCCUCAAGACGAGAAAGGACGGCUUGCCUUGGGUCUGCGUUCUGUUCUGUGGCUCCUUCUCCCUGCUCUCCUUCAUGGCUGCCAGCAGUGGCAAGGCGGGCACUGUCUUCGGCUACUUCUCUAACAUGACCGCCAUCUGCGGCAUGAUCUCCUGGGCCGGCAUUCUAUGGACGGCCGUCCGGUGGCACAAGGGACUCAAGGUGCAGGGCAUCGAUCGGAAGACGCUGCCGUACCGGGCACCCUUCCAGCCGUAUCUGUCUUACUACGGUAUCUGCGUGUGUGUUGUGGUGAUUAUUUUCGGCGGCUUCACUGCGUUCAUCCACACGUUCGACGUCUCCAGCUUCAUUACCACCUACUUCCCCAUCCUCCUAUUUGUGGUGCUCUUCUUCGGCUACAAGAUCCGGUACAAGACCGGGAUGGUUCCCCUGGAGAAGCAGGACUUCGUGACGGGAUCGUCCACCGUGGAGGUUGCAGAUGAUGUGCCAUCGCAGAGUCUGUGGCAAAAGAUCAAGGCGAAUGUCUGAGAUGUGUCUAUGCUGCAUGGCUUGAAUCCUAUUGAACAUGAAAGAGAGUGUCUUAGUUUAGUUCGUAUAUCAGUACACCACUCUGUUUGAUAAUAACAUAAUCUAUUCUGUUGAAAUUGC
Aspergillus heteromorphus CBS 117.55 is the source of this 1805-nucleotide messenger RNA. RefSeq lists its product as uncharacterized. The transcript has 17 exons. Gene Ontology annotation, cellular component: membrane. Bases 51 to 1685 code for a protein of 544 amino acids. Gene Ontology annotation, molecular function: amino acid transmembrane transporter activity. Gene Ontology annotation, biological process: amino acid transmembrane transport. The record is from RefSeq and is a predicted model, not a curated record. NCBI's taxonomy places the organism in Eukaryota, Fungi, Ascomycota, Eurotiomycetes, Eurotiales, Aspergillaceae.